This is a messenger RNA of Alligator sinensis (Chinese alligator), 3288 nucleotides long. It is a transcript of the gene MYO19, whose product is annotated as myosin XIX. NCBI's taxonomy places the organism in Eukaryota, Metazoa, Chordata, Crocodylia, Alligatoridae. Gene Ontology annotation, cellular component: myosin complex; vesicle; actin cytoskeleton. The coding region runs from base 340 to 3252 and encodes 970 amino acids. The record is from RefSeq and is a predicted model, not a curated record. Gene Ontology annotation, biological process: vesicle transport along actin filament; actin filament organization. The transcript has 26 exons. Gene Ontology annotation, molecular function: microfilament motor activity; actin filament binding; ATP binding.
GUCCUCCCUGCUCCGGGCACGGCUUUGCAUCGGUGCCUGCAGCCGAGUCCAGAAAGAAAGGCUAUGGUUUGGGUUUUGCGCCCGGAUGGAAGUGUGGGUAAAGCACAGAGUUGGACCUGUUUCUGUUUUUGUCACAGACUUGCUAUGACCUUGGGCAGUCUGUUUGAUAUCUGUAAACUGGAGCCAAUCUCUCUCUCUCUCUCUCUCUGCUUGACAGGCCCUCCAAUGAAAUACCAUUGACUAUUUCACCUUCAACAAAAUACCAUCGACUAAAGGCUGUACCGACGCCUAUCCAGUAUUCCUGGUUAUAGAGCUUUACACACUUUGCAACUGAGAAAUAUGCCCAAGCAGAUAAAUGGCCAAAAAAAAGGUUCUGUCAUCCCAAAUGAUCUCAGUGAUUCCUUUGAAGAAGUUAAAGCUUUUCUGAGUGACGAAGAUACACUACAUCUCUUUGAUGACCUUACCAAAGUUAAUCCUGUGACCACCACAACAGUUCUGAAAUGUCUCCAAGCAAGAUACGCAGGGAACGUGUUCUACACCAAUGCUGGCUGCAGUCUCGUGACUGUAAAUCCAUUUCAACCCAUCUCUUCCCUCUAUUCUCCCGAGCUUAUGAAGGAGUAUCAUGCCGCGCUUCGCCCUCAGGAGUUGAAACCUCACGUCUUUGCUGUGGCUGAACAGACCUACCGAAACGUCCAAAGCCAGAUAGAACCCGUGAACCAGUCUAUAAUUGUCAGUGGAGAAAGUGGUGCAGGGAAGACUUGGACAUCCCGAUGCCUUAUGAAAUUUUAUGCCACUGUUGCCGCUUCAACCACUUCCCCUAAAGGCAAUGAAAUGGUGGAAAGGAUCGAGAGGAGAGUACUUGACUCGAACCCUGUUAUGGAGGCUUUUGGCAAUGCAUGUACUCUACGGAAUAACAACAGUAGCCGUUUCGGGAAAUAUAUCCAGCUUCAGUUAAACAGAUCACAACAUCUGACUAGUGCUUCCAUUCAAACUUUUCUACUGGAGAAAACCAGAGUUGCCUAUCAGGCCCCUUGCGAAAGGAACUUCCAUAUCUUUUAUCAGAUCACAAAAGGUGCAACGAAGAAAGAAAGGGCGGAGUGGAAGCUCCACAAAGGUGCAAACUUCUUCUGGUUGCCAAAUCCUGAAAAAGACCUAGAAGAGGACUGCUUUGGGGUAACCAGAGAUGCAAUGUUUCACUUGGGCAUUGACUGCUCCACACAGAACAACAUUUUUAAGGUAUUGGCAGGGCUUCUGCAUCUUGGUAACAUUCAGUUCUCCAGUUCCAUAGAUGAAUCUCAGCCUUGUGAGCCAGAAGAUGAUGCCAAAGGCUUUGUGAAGACCACAGCAGACUUGCUGAAAAUGUCUGCGGAAGAGUUGCUGGAAACACUGAGGAUUCGAACUAUCACUGCUGGAAAGCAACAACAAGUCUUCAAAAAGCCCUGCUCCAGAUCAGACUGUGAGACAAGAAGGGACUGCCUGGCCAAAGUUAUCUAUGCCAAAUUGUUUGACUGGUUGGUUUCAGUAAUAAAUGAAAGCAUCUACGCAGAUUCUUCCACAUGGGGAAAUUUUAUAGGGUUAUUGGAUGUUUAUGGAUUUGAAUCUUUCCCUGAAAACAAUCUAGAACAGCUUUGUAUUAACUAUGCCAAUGAAAAACUACAGCAACACUUUGUGGCACACUACCUGAAGGCACAACAGGAAGAAUAUGCGGCAGAAGGUCUCGAGUGGUCUUUUAUAAACUACCAGGAUAACCAGAGCUGUCUAGACCUGAUAGAAGGAAGCCCUGUCAGCAUCUUUUCAUUGCUCAAUGAGGAGUGUCGUCUGAACAGGUCCUCCAACGUCAGCCUGUUCCAAACCCGGAUUGAAAAAACCCUGUCAGAUAAUGAAUGUAUAAGUCGGGACAAGUUUAGCAAGAAGCCCAACUUCAUUAUUUCCCAUUAUGCUGGCAAAGUCUGUUACCAGGUAGAAGGCAUGGUGGAGAAAAACAAGGACCCGAUUCCACCGGAGUUAAUUCAGCUUCUGCAGACGUCCCAGGACUCUCUGCUUCAGACGCUGUUUCCCAGGACGGAGGAAAGCCAAAACCACGUCAAAACCCAGAACAGAGCAGCCAUUGUUACAGUGGUCUCAAAGUUCAAGGGGUCACUUGAACGCCUGAUGCAGAUUUUAAAUAGCACUACGCCUCAUUACAUCAGAUGCAUCAAGCCGAACGCUGACUGCAAGGCAAUGACUUUUAAAAAAGAAGAGGUUCUCUGUCAACUCGAGGCAUGUGGCAUAGUAGAAACGAUCACUAUCAGCGCAGCUGGAUUCCCUAUUAGGCUCUCCUUCCAAAGUUUCACUGAGCGUUACGAAGUACUGAGAAAAUCACGUACGUCAAAUAAAAACACAGGACGUGCUGAUGAAAAUGGUCUCUCUCCUGCCAAGAAGAAAAAAGGUGGGACUGUGAUGCCAUGUGAUGAUGAAGCAUUGCGCUCUGUCAUCCAGGAAGUUCUUCAGGACGUGGUGGGGGCACAACGUGCAGCUUCCCUCAAGCAAACAGAAGCCAAAGCCAACAAUUCUUUGGUAUAUUGUGGCAAAACCAAAGUAUUUAUGACGAACUCUAUGCUAGAACAACUGGAAGCCAGAAGAGCAGCAGUAUUUUCGGAGAAAGCAUUUUGCAUUCAGUGUUGCUGGAGAAGAUUUAAGCAGAGGAAGCUAGCAAAGCAGAGAUGGUCUGUUACCGUGAUCCAAGCAGCUGUUCGCUCCUGGCUAGCCAAGAAACAUUUCCAAAGGAUGCGUAGGGCUGCUAGCAUUAUAAAGCGUGUCUGGAGGAAAUGGAAAGCAAAAAUGGCUGCAAUAGCUGCAGAAGAGUUGGAUGACAUCGAAGAAAAACCCAUUUCCUCGGUUCCUGGAGCUACUGUUUCCUUAGGCACGUCACCUGGCCCACUGGGAACAACUUGGCCUCUGAGUGCAAUAAUCCAGUUGUGGCCUCUUGGACUAGCUCUGUCCACGGCACCCAUUACGGUGGGCGGGCUUCGACGAGACCCGUCCUUGCUGAUGUGCUUGAAAGUGCUUCAUCGGAACAACCGCUGCAAAACAGAGGGCAGUUUGUUUGGCUGUGGCAUCGCCUCCAUCAGAGCACUCCCACAGGGCUCCAUCAAGUUUCACUGCAAGAAAUCUCCACUGCUACAUGCGAAUGUCAGUCCAUAUAACCAGGCCUACAUCACCACUGGAUUCAACCAAAUUUUACUAGAUCGAAAAAAACUGCUCACCACAUAAGGCGGCGGCCUUUUUGUCACCUUAAUUUAUUGCACU